CCCUCGGUAGUGAUAAAUAUACCUCUGCUCGUGGCUUGAGCUUCGGUUUUUAAGCGAGCAACCAAGCUCCUCUCCCCCCUCUCUCGCUCUUGGAGUCUUCGAGCGAGCGAGCUGUCUCCGGGCUCCGAUCCAAACCCACGGGGAAAUCCUUUUGUGAUGCUAAUCUCCUCCCUGAAAUGCUCCAUCGCCGCGGCCUGGAACCCCGGAAACCCCGAGCUCGUUCGCUGCGCGGGCGGUGGAGAUCUGGGCUUCCUAGGAUUUAACAGGAAUCACAUGCGCUCGCAAAGCUCGGCUUAGGGUUUCCCCACUUCCUUCUCCGGCUUCUCGGGUAACGAGCUGGUUUUCCUGGUUCAAAGAGCUUCUUCCGGAUAACUGUGGGGAUAUGGUUUGAGAUCGAGGCGUGGUUGAGGAGGCAAGCUUGUUCUGGUGCUUCGGGAGCUUUUGUUGCUGGCUUGAAGUGCUGGGAGAGCUUCUGAGGGUUUUGCUCGGUUGCUUCAGUUGAGUUAGCUGGUGUACUUUAGCUUGGUUUUUUUUCUUAUUUCUUGAGGCUAGUUACUAGCCUUUCUGCUCUUGUUCGAAACCUGGGGUGGAGAUUGCUAAAGCAGGAGUUUUGGUUAGAAUUGCUUCUGACGUUUGGAAGCCCAGGCUGUACCAGGCCUGAGGAAACGGAAACUUGUGAAAUCUGGGAUCUCGAUUUUGGUUUCAUCUGGAAUUUCUUUGUCAGAAGGUGGAAAUAAUCUUUUCAUGUUUCAGAUUAAAAUAUGUAACUCUUAAGGCUUGCAUGGCUAAUGUCAGGAACUGAUGAGACUGGACACGAGAAUUUCCUGCAGUGAAACUGACUUCGGGUGAAGGGUGUGAGCAUAUAGCUUCUGGCUUUCUUUCACUAAGUGGUGUAUUUCAGGCCAAUUUUGUGUUGGUCCUCUUCUUCAAGGUGUAGCUGUUGGAUGAACUGAAGCAGUGGGUUCUUUAUAGCAUUUUCAAGCAGGGAAGAUAAAAGUGAUAGUUUUGUUGACGAGGUGCCUCCAUUCAGAGAAUUGACCGGUGUGUUGAAGAAAAAGAAGAGCUUUUGUCUUCAGCUUUUUUGGUUCCUUUCGCAUUAAACCCUUCGACAUCUGCAAGAGAUGAGGCCCUCAUCAUCAGGUCUUGCAAAUCAGCCUCAGGAAGAAGAACAAAGAUGUCUGAAUUCAGAGUUAUGGCAUGCAUGUGCUGGACCUCUUGUAUCUUUACCUGUUGUUGGAAGUCGUGUGAUAUAUUUCCCACAGGGCCAUAGUGAGCAGGUGGCUGCAUCAACAAACAAGGAAAUUGAUUCCCAUAUUCCCAACUACCCUAGCUUGCAGCCGCAGCUGAUCUGUCAGCUGCAUGAUGUUACGAUGCAUGCAGAUGCAGAGACAGAUGAAGUUUAUGCCCAAAUGACAUUGCAACCUUUGAGCCUGCAAGAGCAAAAAGAACCCUAUCACCCUACUGAACUGGGUACUCCCAGCAAACAGCCAACCAAUUAUUUCUGUAAGACACUGACUGCAAGUGACACCAGUACACAUGGUGGUUUCUCUGUUCCCCGUCGAGCAGCUGAAAAGGUUUUUCCUCCAUUGGAUUUUUCGCAGCAGCCUCCUGCACAAGAGUUGAUUGCAAGGGACCUUCAUGGAAAUGAGUGGAAAUUCCGUCACAUCUUCCGUGAACACAUUCUUGAUGCAGGUCAGCCAAAGAGACAUCUUCUUACAACAGGAUGGAGUGUUUUUGUAAGUGCCAAGAGACUUAUUGCGGGGGAUUCGGUCCUUUUUAUCUGGAAUGAAAACAAUCAGUUACUUCUGGGCAUUCGGCGUGCUAAUCGACCACAAACAGUUAUGCCUUCAUCAGUUUUAUCAAGUGAUAGCAUGCACAUAGGCCUUCUUGCUGCAGCUGCUCAUGCUGCUGCGACAAAUAGCCGUUUUACCAUAUUUUAUAACCCUAGGGCAAGCCCUUCUGAAUUUGUUAUACCGCUAGCUCAGUAUGUUAAAGCAGUCUAUCACACACGUGUUUCUGUGGGCAUGCGUUUCCGAAUGCUUUUUGAGACAGAAGAGUCAAGUGUUCGCCGAUACAUGGGCACAAUUACUGGGAUAAGUGAUCUGGACCCUGUCCGUUGGCCAAACUCGCAUUGGCGUUCUGUGAAGGUUGGCUGGGAUGAAUCAACUGCUGGAGAGAGGCAGCCGAGGGUGUCCUUAUGGGAGAUCGAGCCUCUAACAACAUUCCCAAUGUAUCCAACUCCUUUUCCUCUCAGGCUUAAGCGUCCAUGGCCUACAGGAUUGCCCUCAUUGCAUGGUGGAAAAGAUGAUGAUCUCGAUCUGAGUUCUCCACUGAGGUGGCUUCGAGAUGGUGGAAACCCAGGGGUCCAAUCUCUGAAUUUCCAGGGAAUUGGUGUUACACCUUGGUUGCAGCCAAGGCUUGAUGCUUCAGUACUUGGCCUGCAACCUGACAUGUACCAGUCAAUGGCUGCAGCUGCACUUCAGGAAAUAAGGACUGUGGAUCCUACAAAACAGGUAUCACCAACUAUUCUGCCAUUCCAGCAACCUCAAGUAACAAGCAGAUCCAGCCAUCUGUUACCGAGCCAGAUUCUGCAGCAAGCACAACCUCAAUCACAGCAAAACUUCCAUCAUACCAUUCAAGAUAACCAGGUUCCAAGCCAGACUCAGUCCCAAUUCCUUCAGCAUCAGUUGCAGCAUUGCAACUCAUUUGGUGAGCAGAAGCAGCACCAACAAAUUCAGCAGCACCAAAUACCACAGCAGCAGCAGCAUCUGCAAAUACAACAGCAACAACAGCGUCAACAAAUGCAACAACAGAAGCACUUGUCUGAUCAUCAACAAAUUCCUAACGUAGUGUCUGCCUUGUCUCAGUUUUCCUCUGCUUCUCAUUCCCAGUCUCCACUGCAAAAGAAUUCCUCAUUUUCCCAACGACAGAACCUUCCAGAUUCUAAUGGUAACUCUGUUUCAACUUCUAGUGCCUUCCCCCUGCAUAAUAUUUUGCGACCAUUUUCUCCAGAAGACACGCCACUCAGUUUGCCAAGAACUACCCCUCUAAUCGCUUCCAGUCCAUGGCCAUCUAAACGAGUUGCAGUUGAGUCGAUUCUCCCAUCAGGUGCUCAGUGUGUUGUUCCCCGUGUGGAACAGUUAGGUGCCACACAGCCUAACACCUCUCCACAUUCUGUAACAUUGGCACCUUUUCCAGGAAGGGAAUGUUCGGUGGAUCAUGGUAACAUGGAUCCCCAAAACAAUUUGUUGUUUGGGGUUAACAUAGAUUCCUCGUCGCUUCUGGUGCAAAAUGGCAUGCCGAGCCUCAGAACUGUUGUCAGUGAAUCUGAUUCAGCAGCCAUGCCAUAUGCUGCUUGCAAUUUUUUGAGUCCCUCAGGAACUGACUUCCCAUUGAAUCAAGCCCUGACUAGUUCCAGUUGUUUGGACAAAUCUGGUUUUUUGCAUUAUUCCCCUGAGAAUAUGGAUCACGUGAACCCUCGGAGCGGGACCUUUGUGAAGGUUUACAAGUCAGGGUCCUUGGGGAGGUUGCUGGAUAUCACCAAGUUUAGCAGCUACCAUGAGCUGCGUAGUGAGCUUGGGCGUCUGUUUGGCCUUGAAGGCCAGUUAGAAGACCCUGUGAGAUCAGGCUGGCAGCUUGUAUUCGUUGACCGGGAGAAUGAUGCUCUUCUUGUUGGCGAUGAUCCUUGGCAGGAAUUUGUGAACACUGUAUACUGCAUAAAGAUACUCGCGCCCCAAGAAGUGCAGCAGAUGGGCAAACAAGGUGUUGAUCUUCUGAACUCGGCACCCAUCAAAAGACUCCCCAGCAACAGUUGUGAUGGCUAUGGAAGCCGGCAGGACUCGAGAAAUCUGAGCGCUGGUAUCACAUCUGUGGGGUCUUUGGAUUAUUGAAGAAGUCUGCUAGGCUUUCAGUUUAUGCCAGCUCCUUGUAUUUUGCUGCACUAGCUCGCUUUAGAAGCUAGACCGGAGCACUGACUAAGUGAGCUAUGUAUGUCUAAUAACUGUAUCAUAUGAUAUCGACUCAGAACCUUCCUAUACAUGCAGAGCACUUAUUAUUUGAGUAUUGAUUCUGUGAGUAUAGGCUAUUUUACUAA
Messenger RNA from Phoenix dactylifera (date palm), 4093 nucleotides. Its product is annotated as auxin response factor 17-like. Gene Ontology annotation, biological process: response to hormone; regulation of DNA-templated transcription. NCBI's taxonomy places the organism in Eukaryota, Viridiplantae, Streptophyta, Magnoliopsida, Arecales, Arecaceae. Gene Ontology annotation, cellular component: nucleus. Gene Ontology annotation, molecular function: DNA binding. The record is from RefSeq and is a predicted model, not a curated record.